AUACCACGGAAGAAGCCCACCAACUUAAACACUCACACACUCACUCUUUCAUCCCAAGAUAUUUGGCCGAAAGGGUCAAAAUGCAAGUGUCGCUCAGCGUACUGGACAGGGAAGACGGCAGAAUGGCGGCGGCAACAACAACAUACGCGACGCCUCCAAAAGAGGAUUCCUCUCUUCAUCCUCUAUGGAGCGUCUACAGCCUACAGGGAAGCGAUGCUGCUGCCUGUUGCUCUACCACGUACAGCACAAGAAGUCAUCACGCCGCGUAAGCCGGGGACAGGGGAGGCCGGAGGCCAGCCCGCCCGCCCGGCCGGCCUGCUUGGUUCACGAGGUUCUCGGAUCCAGGGAGUCUGCUCGCGGGGUGCUGGAGGCGCGAGUGGGCCGGAGAGGAGGCGCCCGCCUGCUGCUGUCUGCCGGCGCUUCACAGCUUUCUGGCUUCUGCCCGCAGGUGCUUGGGCCGGGCGAAGCGAGGCAAGGGCGCUGGGACGGCUUCGGCUGCCAAUGAAAGAGCCGCGUGUGGGCUGAACGCGGCCGCGCCUGUUCCUAGCACAACCCUGGGCUGAAGCAGUUCCCAAAGAGGCGACCGGCGCGACGGAGCGAGCAAGUCCGCCAGCGCACGAGACAACCGCACACAGCCGCCGCCGAGCCUCCCGCCGCUCUCGCCCUUUUCACACCCGCGGACACGCAGACAGGCAAGAGUGGCCUCGACUUCCCGAAGUUCCCGGGCGCGCAAGUGAUUGACAUGAAGCAUUGGCUGCACCUCAUUGCUCUUCUCUUUGCUAUCGAAGCCAUCUGCAUUGAUCCAUGUUAUGGUGCCAAAGUGCUGGCAAUGCCUACAAUUGUAUUUGAUAGCCACCUACUUAUCUUCACACGUGUAGCACAAGCAUUAAAUAGCCGGGGACAUGACUCUGUCCUCCUCCUCCAUGAAGGUCGGAAAAUGGACUCCUUCCCACAGGACUUCCGAGUACAGAGAUACCAAGGUAUUUUCAGCACAGAAAAUGCUGAUGACUGGCUGCAAGAAAAGCUGAAGCAUGUGAUUGAGGGGGAAAUGACUGUCUUGGCGCUGUUUUCUCUUCUGGGGAAGUACCUGGAGAACUGUGAUCUAAUGCUGGGAAAUACUAGCCUUCUACAGCAGCUUCAGAGUGAAAACUUUGACUUGGUCUUGGUAGAUCUUAAUGAAAUGUGUGGCUUAAUCAUAGCCCACCUCCUUGGUGUAAAAUAUGUUGCCCUCUCCACUGGCUUUUGGUUCCCUGCAGAGAUUGGAGCCACUUCCCCUAUUGCCUAUGUCCCUGAAUUCAACUCCAUGAUGACUGAUCAAAUGGGCUUUGUGGGCCGAGCUUGGAAUCUCCUACUUUUUAUCAUGUCUCGCAUAGGAACCAGGAUGGUGAUCAUGCCCAGAUUUGACUUUUUAAUGGAGAAGCAUGUGGUAGAACCACAGAAAUCCAUGAUAGAGCUUUUCCAUGGUGCCAGUCUCUUCCUCCUGUCCAAUGACGUGGUGCUUGAUUUCCCUCGGCCUACUCUUCCCAAUAUUAUUUUCAUUGGGGGAAUUCUUGCAGAACCUGCAAAGCCCCUUCCAGUGGACCUGCGUCUCUGGAUGGAAACUGCAGAUGCUGGUGUUGUCGUAGUCUCCUUUGGCAUUGGUAUUAAAGUGCUCCCAAACAACAUAGUGGAAAAUAUGGCUGGGGCAUUUGCACGCCUUCCACAGAAGGUUGUAUGGAGAUACUCUGGUCAGAAGCCAGGUAACCUGGGCAAGAACACACUGAUGAUGGAAUGGCUUCCUCAAAAUGAUCUGUUGGGCCACCCCCGUGUGACAGCCUUUGUCAGCCAUUGUGGAUUGAACAGCAUAUUUGAGGCCAUCUUCCAUGGAGUGCCAGUUAUAGGCUUCCCUCUCUACGGGGACCAGUUUGACAUUAUGACACGAAUUCAGGCUAAAGGGAUGGGGAUCCUUGUGGACUGGAGCCGGGUUACUGAAGAUGGUCUCUACCACACAUUGUCCACAGUAAUUUCUAACCCCAGUUUCCGCAAGGCAGCCAAGAAGAUCUCAGAAUUGCAUCUGGAUGCACCUAUGCUUCCCCUCAACCGCACAAUCUACUGGCUGGAGUACAUCCUUCAUCAUGAUGGAGCACCACACCUCCGCCCAUUCCUCUACAAACUUUCUUUCUAUCAGUACUAUUGCUUGGAUAUUUUGGCACUUCUGCUUCUUUGCUUAGGAGGCAUCCUCUAUGUUAUAUACAGACUAUGUUUGAAGCACAGGAGAUCAGAAGUCGGCCUAGUGCAUCGAAAUGGUCACUAUUUGAAUGGCCAUGUUCUGGAGGAGAAGAAAGUGCAGUAGGGCUGGGCAGAAUGUACGUUGGUGCCUCUGUAUGUAGAAAUGGGUGGAAAUGAGGACAAUGGCAAAAGGGGAUGCUGGAUGUGAGGCCUCUGUGAGAGCAUUGAAAUCAGGACUAAAUCUGCGAAAUGCAUACUCCCCUCUUCCCUGAUUCACUAUAGCACGGUUGUUCCUUGUAAGGCCUGAGAGCCAGUGGUGACCCCCAUCAGCCCUAAGUGUGGCUCCCUGACUCAUGGUGUAUUGCGUCUGUGUGGAACUUUGGCCAGAAUGAAAUACUCUGCACAGUCCCCCUGGCACCAUGUGGAGUUCCCACUGUAUUGUGCUGUGCUUUGCCCAGCACCGGUGGAGUUCCUUUAAGGGAAAUGAAAUCUUCUGCAGCCCCUGCACCAAAGUAGUCCCUGCUUGAAAAAAUAGUGAAGAUCAUUGCGUUAUAGUUAAGAUAUGGGAGCAAAGGAGCAGGAAUAGUGCUUUUAUGGUCUAGUACAAUGGUUUUCAGCCUUGGGCCUCCAGAUGUGGUUGGACUACAUCAUCCCCAGCCACAGUGGCCAAAGGACAGGGAGUUUUAGUCCAACCACAUCUGCGGACCCAAGCUUGAGAACCCCUGAUCUAGUAGCUGAGGAAUAUCAUUGCCACAUGCUCAGCAGCAAGCAAGGGUCCCAAGAAGACUUCGAGCCCUUUUAUGUACUACAAUGAAACCAAAAUGUUUUUCAAAGUUUGUUCAUCAGUGGGUGGUGUUCCAGUUUCCCUUGGUACUUUACACUCUUGUCUGUUUAAUAGUAAAUUAUUUUUAAUAAAUGACAUUGUUUCAGUCAUUUUAGUCAAGGAUUGAAUUUGAAUUUGAAAGCUUGAUGGAGCGAUUUCAGUUGUUGCUUCUAGUUGUGAUAUACCUAGGAGGCACCUGAAGAUCAGCUAGCCUUAUUCCUUGCAUAAGGUAGAAUCCCUCCUGCACCAACCCAGGUAAUCUAAAUUAGUUGUGGGGGUAAAAAAAGAAAAUGGAACAAUCAAGACUCGGUACACCAGAGUUGCUCAAACAAAGUACAAAGCUGCCCUUCUCAUAGAUAUUCCCAUCUCUAUCCUAGCUAGGUCUUUUGGUGUGUCAUCAAAAUGCUUCUCCUAAGUUCCCACCUCUUCUUCCUACUAAUAGUUGUGAUGCCCAAUCUGUGAUCUUGAAGGCAGGGGAAAUAAUGCACAGUUGAGAUGAUGGAAGCAGAGAGAGAGAGAGAGAGAGAGAGAGAGAGAGAGGGUGGGGGCUGUUCACCUAUGCCAUAUUGCUAUCUGUGGCAAGCUAUGCUUCAGUUCCAACCUAUCUUCUGCCGCUCUAUGGAGAGAAUAAGGGCUUACAACCCCAAAGCAGGAAAAAAAGGUAAAGCUUUGCACUAUUUGAAACUUAAGGACUCUUGAGUAGUGGGGAAAUGCUAAUUUUUUUAUUUCUUUUAAGAUCAAAAUUGCCCUGCAAAUGCUUCUUUGGCUACAGUAAAAGAAAAACCACAUUCAUUUUGCCAGUUGUGUUUGCUUUGUCGACAUCCUCCUUCCCGCAGCCAAGGAGAAUAAAAGAUUCAAUGGUU
Hemicordylus capensis (graceful crag lizard) is the source of this 3894-nucleotide messenger RNA. Its product is annotated as 2-hydroxyacylsphingosine 1-beta-galactosyltransferase-like. NCBI's taxonomy places the organism in Eukaryota, Metazoa, Chordata, Lepidosauria, Squamata, Cordylidae. The transcript has 6 exons. The record is from RefSeq and is a predicted model, not a curated record. Bases 743 to 2332 code for a protein of 529 amino acids. Gene Ontology annotation, molecular function: UDP-glycosyltransferase activity.